Stegodyphus dumicola is the source of this 1987-nucleotide messenger RNA. RefSeq names its product nose resistant to fluoxetine protein 6-like. NCBI's taxonomy places the organism in Eukaryota, Metazoa, Arthropoda, Arachnida, Araneae, Eresidae. Gene Ontology annotation, molecular function: acyltransferase activity, transferring groups other than amino-acyl groups. The record is from RefSeq and is a predicted model, not a curated record.
AUUCUUUUAUGCCCUAGCGACUUUCUUGGUAGCUUUUGCAACAACGAUGCACUUGUGUAUACAACACAAAAAUAUUAUAAGAAGUAAAACUUUGAAACUGUUGAUGGCAUUUUCCUUCGUAACGAGCUUCCAGAAACUCUUCAGUACUAAAGUGGCAAAUAAGUCCUUCGCAUUCUUGAAUGGAAUGAGAUUUCUCGCCAUGGCUUGGAUUGUCUUUUCUCAUACGUACUUGGCAUCUCUCGCUGCUUUUCCACUUCAAAGGAAUUUAAUUUAUGUUUAUGGAAGCUUUUCCAACUAUUUUUCACAUCUAAUGCAGCAAGUUAUCACCAGUGGAGUUCUGUCUGUAUCAACGUUUCUUUUCAUAGGAGGAUUGCUCAACUGCUAUUCGAGAGUAAAAGAACUUGAAAUUAAGAAACGACAAUCGAAUGUUUUCGUGUACAUAUUUUAUCGUAUGUGGAGAAUAUAUCCAGCAUAUAUCUACGCUAUAUUUUUUGUCAUGGUGCUGCAAACUUUAAAUAAUGGUCCUAUGUUCUCAUCAAUAUCUUAUGACUACGCAAGAGGCUGUGACGAGAAAUGGUGGAGAAAUAUCCUUUUCAUAAAUAAUUUGUUUCCAGUAGGCGAAUCGUGCCUUGGUCAUUUUUGGUACUUGGCUGUUGAUAUGCAACUGUAUUUGGCUUCACAGAUUACCAUACCAGUCCUUCUGAAAUGGCCCAGGUUUGGUAUACCCUUAAAUGCGUUCAUUAUUUUGAUGUCUAUUGCGUUCUCAGCUUUUUAUACGUGGUUUUAUAAUCUCCCACCUUCGCUUGUCACGUCGUACACAGACAAGCAAGCAAUUUUUGACUAUUGGAAUGUACAUGCUCACCCAGGGAUGAAUGCUUCACAGUACUUUAUAGGCAUAUUAGUGGGAUAUUUACUAACCACGAAAAAACAGAUUAAAAUUCCAAGGGUUGCAUUAUGGAUUGGAUGGCCUCUUUCUUUCAUUUUCGGGUGCAGCGCAAUUUUUGGAAGGAAGAAAUGGAACGGUGGUGUGAUGCCUACUGAUUUGGAAAGAAUUUUAUUUGCCAGCUUAGCAAAACCAACAUUUACUAUAGGCGUGGCAUGGGUAGCGAUCUGCUGUGCUACAGGACAUGGAGGUAUCGUAAAUUAUAUACUAUCGAGGACAAUGUGGAUACCUUUGAGCCGACUGUCAUUUCUUAUUUUUCUUGUUUCAUAUACGUUGCAAACGAAUUUUGUGUCUUCUUUCAGAAAUGUAUCAGAUGUCUCGCAUCUGAUAUUGGUAUGGCGAUUCUUUGGGGAUAUUUUCAUAUCUACAUUUGUAGCUUUUGUUGUUUGUAUGUUAGUGGAAGCACCUUUCCUGAAUUUGCAGAAGCUUAUAUUCUCCAGAGUAAAGGGAGAUCUUCAAGAAACUGAGAGUCCUAAUAAUGCCUCAAAUGACAAUGGCCAUGUAAUGAAAGCAAUAGUAUUAACUUGACAGAUUUCCUCAAUUAAAUAUUAAAGAACGAGAGCUGCUAAGCCUUGAUAAAAAAUAUUUCGAUACGAUACAGUUUCGUUACGAGGACUUUUAGUUCUCAGACAAAAAUUUAAUCUGAAAAUUAUUCUUCAAAAAUUUGAAUUAUAUUCAGGAAGUAUGACUUAUAUAUAUUCUUCCUUGGAAGCAUGAUUUAAUUCUACUCUUACUUCUCAAAGUCCUAAGAAAAAAAAUAUUUUUUAAGAGAACUGAGGUUUUAUGCUCGGUGAAUUUCUGUGAAAACAGAACAAAUGAUUUUACGAUGAAGUUCUCUGAAGCACUGUCUACUGCAAGAAAUACUCCACUCUCGUUUGACUUUUAAAUAUUUUCUUGUUUAAACUAUCUCCUCGAGCUAAUUAAAACUUUCUUUUACAUACACUGAAAUAAUUUCAACUACCUUAAACAUAUUUCGUGCUAGAAAUGUUUGUGGUUUUAAUAUUCAAUCAUUUUGGCUUUUGAAAAUAAAGCACUAACUCUUUA